This is a messenger RNA of Pangasianodon hypophthalmus (striped catfish), 4221 nucleotides long. RefSeq names its product calymmin (gene cmn). Lineage: Eukaryota; Metazoa; Chordata; Actinopteri; Siluriformes; Pangasiidae. Bases 65 to 3418 code for a protein of 1117 amino acids. The transcript is spliced from 44 exons. The record is from RefSeq and is a predicted model, not a curated record.
AAGGUGUGGAGGAGCUUGAGCAUCCUCUGUCUCUUCGCCUCUCUCUCUCUCUCUGUCUCUCAAGAUGUUGGGACGAGCGUUUUUCAGGGCGGCACUGCUGCUUUGUUUGGCUCAGCCGACGAUUCAGGGGGGAACAGGGUACAAACCUCAAAAUGGUGGUUUGGGCCAAAUGUUAAUGCCAUCCAAAGGAUACAGUCUCGGUGCACAGAAUGCCAACGCUUACCAACCCAACACUAAAGCACAAGGUUAUGGACCUGCAGCUCCUCAACCCAAUGGAAAUGGAGCCAAAGGUUAUGGUGCUGCACAGGCUGCCGGAAACAGCGGACAACCCAGUGGUCCGUAUAAAGGGUACGGCGCUGCACCUAAUGCUCUCGGAAAUGGAAAUGGAGCCAAACCUAAUGGUCCGUAUAAAGGGUACGGCGCUGCACCUAAUGCUCUCGGAAAUGGAAAUGGAGCCAAACCUAAUGGUCCUUAUAAAGGGUAUGGUGUUGUACCUGCUUCUCUCGGAAAUGGAAAUGGAGCCAAACCUAAUGGUUAUGGAAAUGGCGGCAAACCCAAUGGAUUUGGUGCAUUUCCAGGUGCGGCUAAAGGAAAUGGAGGUUACCGACCUGCACCUGUAGCUUCUAAAGGACAGGGGCCAAAACCCAACGGCUAUGGAGCUUCACCUUUUACAUCCAAUGGCCAGCAAGCCAAGGCAAACCCAAACGGAGGUUAUGGGUCCAAGCCAAAUAAGCCUGGAUAUGGAGCACAACCCUCGUAUGGUGGAUUUGGAGCAGGGAUGAGAACGGCACCACAAAUGGCCAACAAGGGAAGAGGAGGCUAUGGGAAAGGCAAUGGAUUUGGCCAUGCAAAUUCUGCAUUCACAGGCUACAGAAACGGACCUGCUGCUUAUCCCCAAGCUGGAGCUGCUGCUUAUCCCCAAGCUGGAGCUGCUGCUUAUCCCCAAGCUGGACCUGCUGCUUAUCCCCAAGCUGGAGCUGCUGCUUAUCCCCAAGCUGGAGCUGCUGCUUAUCCCCAAGCUGGACCUGCUGCUUAUCCCCAAGCUGGAGCUGCUGCUUAUCCCCAAGCUGGAGCUGCUGCUUAUCCCCAAGCUGGACCUGCUGCUUAUCCCCAAGCUGGAGCUGCUGCUUAUCCAAAAACUGCCAAACCUGGUUAUGGUGGAGGACCUUUGGCGCCGAGUGGACGACCGGCUAAGCCCAAGGGCUAUGGUCCAGGGAAUGGUGGUCCGAAUGCACAGGGAGCAAAACCUGCAGGAUACGGAGGCACCACAGGACCCAAAGCAGGAUAUGGUGGAUAUCCCAAUGGAGGUGGAAUUAAUGGACCAAAACCAGGUUAUGGUGGUUUGCCCACAGGAUAUGGACAGAGACCCAAUGGAUAUGGAGGUUAUCCCAAUGGGGCUGCUAAAGCACCUAAACCAGGGUAUGGUGUUGGUGUUGGAAAUGGAGGAGCAAGUAAUGGACAAGGAGCCAAGCCUUAUGGUUACGGUGUUCCUGCUGCUGGUGUACCGAAAGUUAAACCUGGAUAUGGUCCUGUAACAAAUGGAAAUGAGAAAGGACCCAAAGGAAAAAGCCUUAGCCCUGAAGCCCCAAGUCUUCCACCAGUAACAGGGUACACCAAAGGAGUUGUACAGCCAGCUGAACCUGAGCCUACCAUAGGAGUACCUACUGCGCUGCCACCCACCAAGGGAAUGCCAUUACUUGGAACGAGUUGGAAGGGCCCAAAACCUCAGUUUCCUGUGGUUCCACAAGGCUACCCAUCUAAGCCAAUAGUGCCAGAGCAGGCUCCAGUGAUUCCACAGAAUAAAGGACCCAAAUCUGCACAAUACAUCCCACAAGGACAAGCCCUGAUCCCAGAGCUUGCACCCAUCAUUCCUCAGGGUAAAGGUCCAAAGCCAGCUGCCCAACCAGCUCCAGAAAUUCCUCAGGGAAGUCCUCAGAAACCAUUUGCUCCUGCUUUACUUCCGUUUGCUCAACAAGAAGCCCCAAAGCCAAUUACUCAAGUACCACAGCCUGCUGCACCAGUGUAUCCACAGGGGAAAGGUCCAAAUCCAGUCGCUCUACAACCAGCUGUUCCACAAGGUAAAGUUCAAAAACCUACUACUCCAGUGCUGCUUCCGGUGCUCUCUCAGACCAAAGGACUCAAACCUGUUGCUCCAGUUCCUGACAGUCCACAAAUGAAAGAUCCCAAACCUGUAGCACCAGAACCAGCUGCACCACAGACAGCAGGUCCUCCACUUGCCCUUGAACCAACCCCUGCUAUGCCUCAGAUGAAGGGUCCAAAAGUAGCAAAUCCUGAUUGUGGACUUGGAGUGUCUGGACAAUGGACUAAGCUGCCCAGUCCUGGAUAUGGUCCUGGACCAUGGUACCCAAACAGUGGAGGAGCCAAGGCCUCAAAACCAGGUCAAGGAUAUGGCCCUAAACCCAAUCAACCAGGCUAUGUUAAUCCAGCAGCAGGAUAUGGAUAUGGCAAUGGUGCAGCCAGCCUUGGUGAGAUGGUCAAAGGCAAAUCUGGUGGAGCAGGACAGCUACCGUAUAACGGUGCCCCCAUCAUCCCUGCUCGACUGGAUGCAGGAACCAGUCCAAUCCAACCGCAGACAGCUGAACUCGGGCCUGAGGUGAAAUCUGGCCAUGCUUACGGUGGGCCGUAUGGAGCUCAGCCAAUGGGUUUAGGCUCUGAGGGAAAGCCUCAAGUCAGAUAUGGUAUUGGUGGCAUUCUUUUUGGUGGCUCGCCCAUGGGAUACAACUCCAAUCCAUACGGAACAUAUGGUAAUCCCUAUGCUGCACAGCCUUAUGGUUCUAAAGAAGCUGGAAACUACAAUCCACUUGAAUUUGCCAAUCCCAAAUCUGCUGCAAAAUACAGGAUGGGAGGCUCUCUGUACACUGCUAGUCCUAGUGAAACUAAAGCAUCAGGAAAAUAUGGACCUUAUGGUGGCCAGCAGCUUGGUUUGCCAGCUGUCGCUGGGAAUUCUGGGAAAUAUGGCAAUCCAUCGCUUCCCUUCGGUCCAGUCACUGACGGUCAGACCAUUGAUCAGUCCGCACUGCAGUAUGAAGCUCCUGCUAUUGACGGUGUGAAGUCUGUAGAUCAGUUCGGAGAUGGAGAGGUGCAGCCCCAGCCUAUUGCUCCUCUAGUAGAUGGAGUUGGAGAAGGGCCAGCCUCUUACGUCAAGGGAGGAGUCCGAGCUGAAGCUGUCUCUUUGCCCGCUGCCCCUACCGACGGCCCUUUCACUGGCUCCGCAGUGUCUCUAGGAAAUCCCGCCUACUGGCCAGUGGACACGCCCACCGAAGCAGUGACACCGCAGCACAUUCCGGUUCAGCAGAACCUCAAAGGCCCACAGCUGCCUCAGGAUAAGUCCUGGACAGGAGGCAAGGAGCUGAAACGUGACCUGAAAGGAUUCUUCGGCAACGGAUAUCAUGGUUGAUCCUGAAGAAGAGUGAACAAUCAUGUGUCCUGUUGUUGUUCAUGUUUUUAGUAACUAUUGUAAAUUUAAUCAUUGUCUAUUUUUAAAUUCUGAACCUAUAUUUCUUUCCCCCAAUUCAGAUUAAAUUAAGAAUAAAACUUAUUUUUAGGGCCACUGUUUAAAAUGAAGAGAAUGAAAAAAUGAUUAUUUUUUCCCAGAACUAAAGUAGUGAUAUUGCAGGUUUAUUAUAUAAAAAAAAUACUCAAUAUUUAUAGAAAUUAAUAUUUAAUGGUUUCUCAGAUCAUAAAAAACUACUUUACUCUCAAAAUUCAAAAUCAAUUUUUUAGUAUUUUUAACAGUAGCCCUAAAAUGCCAUUUUCACUGUAUUUGUGUCUUUUUAAAAAAAAAAAAAAAAAAGCCCCCCACUGAGCAGCCAGAUAAUUUGUGUCCCAUACAGUAUAUAAUGAACACAAAUGUUUUUAUGCGAUAUUGUUCUGUUCUGCCUUCAUUUCCUUCUCAAACCUUUCACUGUAUCAGAAAUGCAUGCUUUACUGUCUUAUGUGUAUUAUUUUGUAACUAAGCACGGGAUAAUUUAUUGAGUAUGGAUUUCUUUCUGUGGCGAGGCGCUCGCUGAUUUUUAUAAAGUUCCGUUUUUAAUAAAAAAAGAAAAAAAAAAGAAAAAAGGAGGGACACUGAAGACUGCUCUUGGUUAUGAGUGCUUUAUUGUUUUACACAGUGAAAUCCCCAGGGCCAUAUUCUAAAGUUCAAAAAUUAUGUCAAUAUUUGUCAAUAUAACUAAAAAAUAAAAAAGACUACUACAAUGA